Messenger RNA from Amphiprion ocellaris (clown anemonefish), 3242 nucleotides. RefSeq names its product sodium- and chloride-dependent GABA transporter 2-like. The record is from RefSeq and is a predicted model, not a curated record. Gene Ontology annotation, cellular component: membrane. Lineage: Eukaryota; Metazoa; Chordata; Actinopteri; Pomacentridae. The coding region runs from base 218 to 2242 and encodes 674 amino acids. Gene Ontology annotation, biological process: sodium ion transmembrane transport. The transcript has 15 exons.
UAAAUUGUGUGUGUGGUCGGGCAUUAUUCAUGCUGUUGGGACCUCAGUCUGUUUAAACAAACACAUUAUGGCAACUUGUCUCACUAAGGAGACAAAAAGAAGACUUGUUUUGAGGUUAGGGAAAGGGUUAGAGUUGAGCAAGUGUGUAGAUGUUUAAGAUUAAAGCAGUUCUCCAGAAACUAACUGUAGGUCAGUGUAAUGCCGUCAGAAGUAGGAAAUGUGGGCUUUUGUGUUUGUUCCACUGGUUUCUAUUGGUUCGAAAGAAAAGACUGGUUGUGUUAGUCCCACUGGCCACUCCUCACAGAAACCCACUUCACUCAACUUGGAGAGAAGCUGGCAGUUUUAUUUCAGAAGACAGAGUAGAAAACGCCUGCGCUGCUCAAGUUUACUAGGUGUUGAAAUGGACCCACAACCGAGCUCCCAGCUGAAAAUAACUCUGACAAACUCUGGGAAUAAACUGGGACACGUUCAGGCCAAACCUCAGGAGAGGGAGCAGUGGUCCAACAAGCUGGAGUUCAUCCUGGCAGUGGCUGGACACAUCAUCGGCCUGGGAAAUAUCUGGAGGUUUCCGUACCUUUGCUACAAAAAUGGAGGAGGAGUUUUCUUGAUUCCUUAUGUCUUGUUUUUGUUCACCUGUGGCAUCCCGCUCUUCUUCUUGGAGACAUCUUUGGGCCAGUUCACCAGUCAGGGCGGAAUAACAUGUUGGAGAAAAAUCUGCCCCCUUUUUGAAGGCUUAGGUUACGGAAGCCAAGUGGUUGUUUUGUACACUGGGGUGUAUUACAUCGUCAUACUGGCUUGGACAUUUCUCUACCUGUUUUCAUCCGUCAGGACUGAGCUUCCAUGGGCGAGCUGUGACAACAGCUGGAACACAGAUGGCUGUGUCGAGCAUGAUCACAAUCAGACGUCCCCUCAGCUCCUGUAUGGAAACGGCACGUCUUCAGUUGUAGAGUUUUGGGAGAGGAGAAUAUUAGGCCUAUCUGAAGGAAUUGAUCAGAUUGGCAAUAUUCGCUGGGACCUGGCUCUCUGUCUACUUCUUGCCUGGGUAUUGUGUUACUUCUGUGUCUGGAAUGGAGUCAAGUCCACAGGGAAGGUGGUAUACUUCACAGCCACAUUUCCGUAUGUGAUGCUGGUGGUGCUGCUUGUUCGUGGUCUUACAUUACCGGGGGCCCAAGAAGGGAUCGUGUUCUACCUCUACCCAGAUCCGUCUCGCCUCACUGAUCCAGAGGUGUGGAUGGACGCUGGCAGCCAAAUCUUUUACUCCUAUGGAGUUUGCACGGGUGUUCUGACAUCACUGGGAAGCUACAAUAAAUACAACAACAACUGCUACAGAGACUGUGUCUACCUGUGCCUGUUAAACAGUCUAACCAGCUUCGUAGCUGGCUUUGCCAUCUUCUCAGUACUGGGUUUCAUGGCAAAGGAGCAAGGUGUGGAUAUAUCGAUGGUGGCUGAAUCAGGCCCAGGGUUGGCAUUCAUUGCUUACCCUCGUGCUGUGGCAUUGAUGCCGCUUCCUCAGCUCUGGGCGAUUUUCUUCUUUGUUAUGAUCAUUUUCUUAGGGUUGGAUAGUGAGUUUGUAUAUCAGGAGGCGCUGGUCACAACCAUCUCCGACAUGUAUCCUUCCUUCUUUCAAAACAGCUGUCGUCGUAAACUCCUCCUUCUUGCCAUUAGUGUUGCAAGUUUCCUUGUUGGCCUUUUCAUGGUGACAGAAGGAGGCCUUUACAUUUUCCAGUUGUUUGACUACUAUGCCUGCAGUGGAAUGACACUUCUACUGUUUGCUGUCCUUCAGUCUGUCUGCAUUGGAUGGGUUUACGGUGCAGAUCGUCAAUAUGAUAAUAUCAAGGACAUGAUUGGAUAUCGACCGUGGCCUUUCAUGAAAUAUUGUUGGCAGUACGUCACACCAGCUAUCUGCACUUGCACAUUUCUGUUCUCCUUGAUCAAAUACACCCCGCUGAAAUUCAACAACACCUAUGAAUACCCCUGGUGGGGCUAUGCCCUCGGAGGAUUCUUCACUCUUUCGUCAACCCUCCUGGUUCCUCUAUGGAUGUUAUAUGCUGUGUGCGUCACUCCAGGAACACUGAAACAGAGACUGAAACUUCUAUGUACCCCAUCAAUGGACAUUCCAAGAGCAACAAAGAAAGCAUCAAACCAUGAAGCAUUUCAGACUUUCACAGAGCUUCACACCCUGCGCACGACAGAAAGUUCCACUGACAAAGAUGGCAAAACUCAGACAUUAUCUGUUAUUUAAACAGCAAUGAAUGAAAGACUUGAAAAGCGAGGAAUGCAGAUUUUCUACUUGGCAGCCAAGAACGAAGGGCAUAUUUCCACUGGGAGUAAGCUUAACACUCUUUCACUAACACUACUAAACUUUGUCCACUCAGCGGGAGAGCAUCUCUGAGUUCAUCCAUUAUGUAUAAAUGCUGGUUUGAGUCUACGUAAGAUGUUUUUGCCCUGGGUUCAAGCCUCUAAGGCUACAUGCAUGGUGUCCUGUCUUCUUAAUGGAGAGUCCUGGAGCACUGUGCACCUUGUAAAGAGCUGCAGACACAGCUCAGGGCUGGAAAAAGCCCUCAACUUCAUAAACCUUCUAAAAAGACACUGGAACUGCUCAUCAAUCAACCACAAUGCAGAAAAGGGCAGAUCUCUGUAGCAAACAAGUAAAUGAAACAUUGAUUUACCUUUAAGGUUCAUUGUUGAUGAAAUGUAUCAUUACUUUGGUCUCACUGUUGUGCAGGCUUGGUAAUCUCUGCACUCUUCACUAUCUACAUGCCCUGGCUGAGGAGUGUCUGCUGACUUCAUGAGAAAACUGAGUCUGUAAUGUUUGAAGGACAAAUGCUACAGAUGUAUGAGCCCUGCCCUUUCAACUGCAAUACUGACUCUGCAUUUCUCUGCUUUAUCAUCCUUUAUCAUACUUUAAUAAAAUACAAAUAUUGUUGCACAUUUCAUUGCUUUAUUAUGGCUCAUCCAAAUUUUCACAACAGUUGACAUGAAAAAUGAGAGUUUGAAUUUGUUUAUUGUACAUUUAUAUGACCUUUGUGCAGGUGUUUUUUUUUUUGUUUGUUGUUUUUUGGCUGUUAGACCAUUCGUUGUAUCAAGUGUGCUUGAGAUGUUGAGGAACAAAAGACGGGUUUUGGUAUCAUUUUGUUUUCUGGCAUUUAAUGAAUUUAUACAUAUUCAUGUUUAUACAGCACUGACAUGACAGGUUUAUAAAGGUUAUAAGCAAUAAAGAAUUUUGAGGUGUUUUGCAACAA